Sitophilus oryzae (rice weevil) is the source of this 3996-nucleotide messenger RNA. It is a transcript of the gene mmd, whose product is annotated as disintegrin and metalloproteinase domain-containing protein 11. NCBI's taxonomy places the organism in Eukaryota, Metazoa, Arthropoda, Insecta, Coleoptera, Curculionidae. Gene Ontology annotation, molecular function: metalloendopeptidase activity. The transcript has 24 exons. Gene Ontology annotation, biological process: membrane protein ectodomain proteolysis. The record is from RefSeq and is a predicted model, not a curated record. Bases 92 to 3826 code for a protein of 1244 amino acids.
UGACUACACUCUAGAUGAAUCGUUUUGGAUCGAAGAAGGUCCUGCUGAUGAAGUAGCAAGACUUCUGCGCGAGUAUACGCAAAACCAAGAGAUGGUGCGCAACAUGGACUCUCACUACUAUCAGAUUAUCUACCCGGUACAGUUGCGACAGCACAAGAAAAUGGGCAUCAGUACCAGGGAGAUAGGGUCGUCUAAGGUACGCAAAGCGAGGAGUACGCGAGGCCAGAGCGACGGUGGCGGAUACGGUGGCAGGGGACGACAGACCAAGACUGGCAAACAUUUUCAUCGCACAUCGCUUCUCAUUAAAGCCUUCAACCACAAGUUCCGUCUAGAUCUUGAGCUCAACACACAACUCAUAGCACCAAACAUAAUGCAAAAACAUUAUCUGGCCAGUGGAGCUGAACAGGUUUCAAAACAGGACAUCGAGCACUGCUACUACCACGGCAAGGUGCAGGACUAUCCAGGUGCAACGGCGGCAUUCCACACGUGCAACGGUGUGAGCGGGGUCAUCCACGUGGGCAACGAGACCUUCGUCAUUCAUCCCUUUUACGGGGGUGAUCUUUCGAAACACCCACACGUGAUCUUCGAGGCGCGAACCAAGGCGAACAAGGGCUGCGCCACCACCAGCUCGAUGGAGUGGCGCCUCAACACCAACAACUACAUGAGCGGCGGCGGGGGCGGAGGAGCCGGGGGGGCCCCGAAGAAGCGCGUGAAGCGGGACAUCCGCGAGGCCACCAAGUACAUCGAGACGGCGCUGGUCAUCGACAAGGGCAUGUUCGAGAAGCGCAACGGCAGCACCCGCAUCGAGGUGGUGCACGAUUCGAUACAAGUGGCGAACAUAGCGGACCUCUAUUUUCGGACGUUGAACACUAGGGUGUCCGUAGUGUAUAUAGAAACGUGGCAAGGCCGAAACCAAGCACAAAUAAAUCGAAACCUCGACAUCGGCAACGCCCUAUCCCUCUUCAGCGAGUACACGGCUAGGAAUCUGUUCGCCGUGGAGAAGGACACGACGCAACUUCUUUCCGGCGAGGUUUUUGUUGGUGGAGAGGCUGGCAUUGCGGUGCCGGCAACAGUGUGCACACCCAAAUCGGUGGGGAUUAGUGUGGACAUUAACACGUAUGAGCCACACUUACUGGCAGGUACUAUGGCCCAUAUGAUAGGCCACAACAUAGGAAUGGGCCACGACGACGGACGGGAAGAGUGUUUUUGCAAAGACUGGCACGGGUGCAUCAUGGCCAAGUCCAUCGUCGGACUGGACAACGUCCAACCGUACAAAUUUAGCGAGUGUAGCAUGGCAGACUACAUCGACCGACUGCGAACCGGAUCGGGAGUCUGUUUAUUAAACAAACCAAACGAGUUGCAGGAUCGUAGAACUUGUGGCAACAAUAAAAUAGAAGAAGGCGAAGAUUGCGACUGUGGCAGUAUAGAAAACUGCAAAAACAUAGAUCCCUGCUGUGAUCCCAUAACCUGUAAACUAACCAAAGAAGCUCAAUGUGCAUCCGGACCAUGCUGUGAACAAUGCAAAUUAAAGGAACCGGGAAUAAUUUGCAGGGAGGCCACAAACGAGUGCGACCUGCCUGAACAAUGUACGGGGGACACGGGCGAGUGCCCCGACGACGUGUUCAAGAAAAACGGCAGCCCCUGCGGCAAUGAGAAGGACCUGGGCAAGUGCUUCAACGGCUUCUGCCCUACCUUUACUUCCCAGUGCGAGUUCAUCUGGGGACCUGGAAGUAUAGCGGCCGCACCGGAGUGCUUCGAUAUGUUUAAUUCGAAGGGCUCGAUACACGGCCACUGCGGAAGCGACAACAUGGGCAAUUUUUUAAAAUGCACGCCGGAAAACGUGCGAUGUGGCUCUUUGCAGUGCCAACUGGGAAUGCGCCAUCCCGCUUCUGAAAGGCCCGAUCAGCAAUUCUAUCGAACGAUUACCAACAUCAAAAACGUGGAAUACGAAUGCAAAUCCACUUUAACAACCGAUGCUGAUGAUAUACCACCGCUGGGUUUAGUUCGUGAUGGCACACCCUGUGGUGACAACUUGGUAUGUUCAAACCAAUCCUGUGUUACGAUAUUUCCAUAUCUGAAGCAGGAUAAAUGUCCAUCAAAUACUAAUACUGUUGAGUGUUCUGGUCAUGGGUCAUGUACCAACGAAAACAAGUGUUACUGCGACCUGGGAUUCUCGGGUACCGACUGCUCCAUCCAAGUGGAGGUGACCCCUCCGCCACCAAUACUCACACCUCCCGCUGACAUUAAAACGACCAACCUCCAGGAGCACAUGAAGAAGAAAGAAACGCCAUACGAAGACUAUCACGGGUCGAACACGGUUUUUCUCGUGGGUAUUCUGAUGUCGGUGGUAGGGGGGGUGUUCGUAGUGUUCGCCACCAUGGCCCUCUGCUACAGGUCAGUCGUAGUACAUAGAAACUUCUCCCUCUGUCUCAGGUUAGUGAGCAGAAACCAGUCCAGGAAGACGACGGUGAGUAAGUACGAGAGGGCCUAUAGGAAACCCAUCCCGAAAAACUACAUCCUCACCUCGGGCAACCACUCGCAAGAGGACAGCCUGGACAGCGCGGGCACCACCAAAAUGAUGACGCUUGGCCCGGGCGGCAGCGUGUCGUCGUUCGGUCGAGCUGACUCGCAAAGAGUCCUCUUUCGACCAUCAAAUCACAUGGCUGCCGCUGGACCUUCAUAUCAGGACCAUAAAAUGCAACAACUUAAACGUAUGGGUGUCGGGGGAGAGGAUAUUGAAGAAAUCGGGGGUGAUGAAGAAAGAGUAUCGUUUAUAGACCUACAUAAUAAUCAUAGAAUGCCCGAAAAAAAGGGCAUUCUUAAAAAGCACGAUUACGGUCUGUUAUUGGAUGGCAAAGAAGGGUGGGGAGACGGGGCACAGGCGGAAGAUAUCUUAAGGGCAGCCGAGGCCAACAUGACUCAACUAAUCGGUGGUUCAACCGCAGAUGUCGAACGUACUCUAAAGACACUGAACGGUUAUCAUGACGACAUAGUUGAAGCCCUGCGCAAGGCCGCUGUCCAAAGAGGGAUCGCAACUCCAUCCGGCAGUACGAGCGCUUUAAGCGAGGAACUACUUCGGCGAAGUUUACAACAGUGCGCCGAAAGCUACUCCGACUUCAAAGGAAGGAGCAGCGGGCGUGGUAGCAAAGAAAACGUUUGUGAACAAGGACUUCACGAAGUAGUUAUAGAGCACGAGGAGGAAGACGAGGAUGAGGUUCCACCGUGUGGAACUUUGCGAAUUCGAAACUUAGAAGAUCUUAUACGACAGCUGGAGCAUCAUUCGCGGCACAUGAGUCCCAGUGGGUCGGAAGAUAUAAGGAUGUCCGAAACGGAAGCAGAUAGGCAUUAUCGACAAGAAUCUUCUUCAGCGUGCAGCGAGAGUUCCCACCAAUCGCACCGGGACUCCCGUUUCGGGUACGGCCGGUACCGGCAGCCCUCCGCGCGGCUGCUCUACCAACAGUCCCACCGCGACCACCGGCAGGAAGAAGAGGGCAUUUACGAGAGCGCAGACCAUGACCGGGGAACGGGCGUAUGCCAGGACACUCCCGACAGCGAGAGUGAUGAAUUUAUUCAAGCUCAACAGCAGUUAGCCCGCUGGGCCAGUGAGGACACCGUGGGCGGUCUCCCGGGCGCGUCCGGUACUGCAGGGACAGUUGCGGGUGGUGGACCGCCGCCCAGAGAGUACUUCCCCUCGCCUAGCAGUUCGACCAGCGAGGAACCGCCCAGUAUAGCAAGAGCCCCGGCACCCGGCCCGCCACACCCGCCGGCCCACCCGGACCACGCCACCAUCCACCGCCCCAAGCGCUACCCCGAAUACAAGCACUGAUAGUGGCAGAAGCAGCGCGGCGGGGCCUCCAUGGCCUCGGGUCCCCCCUGCCGGCUGCCCGACCCCUCCGACGCGGUCGUCGAAGUCGUCCGCGACGAGACGUACUCGCUGACGCGGCCCCCCGUGCCCCUCAGGGCGCUGUCGCUCCCACCGCCGCCGCCCGAACUGCC